This is a messenger RNA of Histoplasma capsulatum G186AR, 699 nucleotides long. RefSeq names its product thymidylate kinase. The transcript has 2 exons. NCBI's taxonomy places the organism in Eukaryota, Fungi, Ascomycota, Eurotiomycetes, Onygenales, Ajellomycetaceae. The coding region runs from base 1 to 699 and encodes 232 amino acids. Gene Ontology annotation, cellular component: cytosol; nucleus; cytoplasm. Gene Ontology annotation, molecular function: dTMP kinase activity; ATP binding. The record is from RefSeq and is a predicted model, not a curated record. Gene Ontology annotation, biological process: dTTP biosynthetic process; dUDP biosynthetic process; dTDP biosynthetic process.
AUGGAAGCCCUACGGGGAAGCAAUAAAAAGCAGAGGGGGGCUCUCAUUGUGCUGGAAGGAUUGGACCGCGCCGGCAAAUCUACUCAAUGCGCAUUCUUACAGAAGACCCUCCAAGAAGAGGGGCAUGAAGUCAAGUACCGCCGGUUUCCAGACAGAACUACUGAGAUAGGGAAACUGAUUAACGCGUAUUUGAUGCAAAACGCACAAUUGGAUGAUCAUUCUAUUCACCUUCUGUUCUCUGCCAAUAGAUGGGAGGCAGCGGCGGAAAUACAACGGGAUAUAUCAAAUGGCAUAACCGUCAUCAUAGACCGCUACUCCUACUCCGGAGCUGUUUAUUCUGCUGCCAAAAAUAUCCCCGGCUUGUCGUUAGAGUGGGCUUGGCAGCCAGAGAUCGGUUUACCGCAACCGGAUAUAUGGCUUUUCUUGAACAUAUCGCCAGAGGAAGCGGCAAAACGUGGUGGCUAUGGAAUGGAGAGAUAUGAAAACGAUGCCUUUCAGACCCGAAUACGCCAGUUAUUUCAGGAGCUUGUCGCAAGAGAAGACCCCAACAAUGUUCACGUCGUCGACGCAGGUCGAGCCGAAUCGGAGGUUGCGCUGGACGUUAUACGCGCAGCAAGGAGAGCCAUUGAAGAAAUCAAGGGCACGGAUUCUCUGAAAAGACUUGCUGCAUUAUCACACCCAGCAAGCAGCCUAUCCUGA